AUGGGUUUCAAGGGCAGCAUGUACACUUGGUGGAAUGGUAAAGCGGAUGGGCAAUGUAUUUUCAAAAGGUUGGAUAGGUGCUUAGCUAAUCAGAGACUGCAGAGUCUAUAUCCUAAUUUUGAAGUGGAGCAUCUUAUCAAACAAGGAUCUGAUCAUUCACCUCUUUUAAUUACUUGUAAAGCUGAUAGCAGGGUAAUUAGAAAAUCUUUCAGAUUCUUAAAUUUCUGGAUUGAUCAUCCCUCUUUUCUGGAUGUUGUGAAAAAUAAUUGGAAUGGAAUACAUGGAUCAGAUCCAUUUUAUAUUUUUCAUAGCAGAUUAAAGAAGUUGAGCAAAGUAUUAUCUAAAUGGAGUAGAGAUACCUAUGGAAAUAUUUUCAAACAGAUAGAUACUUUGGAGGAAAUUGUUAAGAUCCAUGAACAAGAAUUUGAGAAAAAUCCUUCUGGUGCUAACAGAGAGAGGUUACAAAAGGUUCAAGCAGAGCUUAUUAAUUUCUAUGCAGUGGAGGAGAAAUUCUGGAAGCAGAAUCAGGAAUGCAGUGUGUGGUUGGAUAGAGAGGAGGAUAUUGUGGAGGAGGCCAUCACAUUUUUUCAGUCUCAGUUCACUGCUGAAACAGAAGCCACAGAUUUUGAGUUGCUAAAGCACAUCCCAAAGUUGAUAUCAGAAGAACAGAAUAAGGAGAUAAAUGAGUUUCCAGAGGAGAAUGAAAUCAAGAAUGCUAUUUUUGGAUUGAAUGUUAAUAGUGCAGGGGGUCCAGAUGGUUAUACUGGGAAGUUCUUCCAAGCAACCUGGGAGAUUAUUGCAAAAGAUAUCAUUACCAUGGUACAUUCCUUUUUUUGUGGACAUGAACUUCCAAGGUAUAUUACAUGCACUAAUCUUGUAUUAUUACCUAAGAAUAAAGAUGUGGUUACUUGUUCAGAUCUUAGACCGAUAAGUCUGAGUAAUUUUAUUAGUAAAGUGUUCUCCAGAAUUAUCAAUGAGAGACUAGUGAAAUUACUGCCACUUAUUAUAUCUCCUCAGCAGACUGGGUUUGUGAAAGGCAGAAGCAUUGUGAAAAAUAUACUUCUUGUUCAAGAAAUAGUCCAUGAAAUCAGAAUAAGGGGCAAGCUAGCCAACACAGUUAUCAAACUGGAUAUGGCAAAGGCUUAUGAUAGAGUCUCUUGGCUAUUCUUAACAAAAGUACUGAGAAAGAUGGGAUUUGGAGAGUUUUUGAUUGAUAUGGUAUACAGGCUCAUUUCAAACAACUGGUACUCUAUUUUAAUCAAUGGACAGGCUCAGGGAUUCUUUAAAUCAACUAAGGGAGUAAAGCAAGGUGAUCCUCUAUCACCUACUUUAUUCAUAAUAGCAGCAGAGUGUAUGACCAGGGCAUUGAAUGAGUUACACAAGAAAGAAGGAUAUGUAGGUUAUGGCAUGCCAAAAUGGAGUCCAUAUAUUAAUCACUUGGCAUAUGCAGAUGACACAAUUAUUUUCACAUCUGCACAACCACAUACUUUGAAGCUUGUAAUGAACACAUUGGCAGAAUACGAGAAGAUCAGUGGCCAGAAAAUCAAUAAAGAAAAGAGUGCAUUUUACCAAUCUGUUUCUCAGACUUUGGCAAAUAGUGUAGUAGAGUGUACCCAUAUUCCUAGAAAGGAAUUCCUUUUUACAUAUCUUGGUAUACCAAUCUACUAUGGGAGGAAAAGAAUUGCUCACUUUAAGGAGAUCACUGAGAAGAUACAUAAUAGGUUAGGCCUAUGGACUAGAAAACUAUUGUCAAUAGGAGGAAAAACAACUCUUAUUAAUCAUGUGCUACAGAGUAUGCCUAUCCAUUUAUUAUCAGCAUGUGAUCCACCAUCUGGAGUGUUUGCACAAAUUCAUGGAAUGUUUGCUAAGUUUUUCUGGAGUAAUUCAGUUGGAAACUCAAGUAAGCAUUGGGACAUCUGGUGGCAAUUAAAACAAGGAAACUCUUACUUCUGGUUAGACAAUUGGACUGGAAAAGGAUCUUUAUGUCAUAAUCUGCCACCUAAUCAUCCAUGUGAUCUCACAGUAGUGCUAGUGAAUGAAGUUCAGGAAGAAGGAAGAUGGAAGGAGGAGCAGAUAAGGGCACUGGUACCUAAAGAGAUGGCCAACCACAUUUUACAACAUGUUCAGCCACCUACUGGAAAAGAUACUGUAGAUAAAGCUUACUGGAAGUUGGAUUCUAGAGGUAUUUUCACAGUGAGUUCAGCAUACCAGGUAAUGAGACAAAGAAGAGAGGUUAACAAGGUGUACGAAUACAUAUGGAUUAAAGGUUUGCCUACUAAAAUAUGUUUCUUCAUGUGGAGAAUGUGGAAAUCCAAGCUGCCAUUAGAUGAGACACUGAAGAAGUGGGGUUUUCAAUUUGCAUCAAGAUGUAAUUGCUAUGAAAUACCUAAGGAAGAGACCAUAUCACAUGUUUUCUUAAACUCUCAUGUGGCCCAAACAAUAUGGAAAUAUUUUUGUGGUCCUGCUGGUUUUAACAUUUCUGGUAUGCAUCUUUCUCAGGUAAUAAAUCUAUGGUGGGAAGCUACAGUUAAUCAGCACAUCAGGAGAAUUUAUCAGGUGAUUCCAACAAUUAUAGUAUGGGAAAUAUGGAAGAGGAGGAAUGCUAUUCUACAUGGAGGAAAGAUGACUGUUAAUAAAUUAAAGUAUCAAAUAUUGCAUACUGUAGAUUUAUUCAUGAAGGCAAGCAGAAAGAAUUUUAGAUAUGCACCUUACAGUUGGAUGGAUUUUAUCAAGGCAUUACAUGCUUAUUCACCUAAACUGAAGGUAAUCCAAGUGUGUUGGAAACCUCCAGAUAAUGGUUGGAUAAAAUGUAACAUUGAUGGGGCAUCUAGGGGAAAUCCUGGAAGAAGUUCUUGGAGCUUUUGUGUUAGAAAUUCAGAUGGAGAUUUGAUAUAUGCUCAAGCAAAGGAAAUGAAGGAUGGCCAUUUUUCUAAUACUCAUGCUGAAGUUGAAGCUAUUCUACAGGCUCUAAGGUACAUGAACAGAAUGAAUAUUCUCCAAAUGGUGGUGGAAACAGAUUCUAUGUUAUUGAAGAAUGUAAUUGAGAAGAGGUGGAACUGUCCUUGGCAUAUCAUUAACAUAUUGGAGGAAAUCUGGAGAAUUAUGGGGGAAAGAACAAUUCUGAUUAAUCAUAUAUUCAGGGAAGGAAAUAAACUUGCAGAUUUCCUUGCUAAUGUAGCCUUUGAUAAAGGGGAUGUUAUAGGUUUAGCAUACAUGGUGUUUUCACUAUGGACUAUCCAAUGUGUGGUAUUAGCAUCCUUGGAUGCUCAUUCCGUUGGAUAG
This is a messenger RNA of Lycium barbarum (goji berry), 3282 nucleotides long. RefSeq lists its product as uncharacterized. The transcript is spliced from 4 exons. The coding region runs from base 1 to 3282 and encodes 1093 amino acids. The record is from RefSeq and is a predicted model, not a curated record. Gene Ontology annotation, molecular function: nucleic acid binding; RNA-DNA hybrid ribonuclease activity. NCBI's taxonomy places the organism in Eukaryota, Viridiplantae, Streptophyta, Magnoliopsida, Solanales, Solanaceae.